This is a messenger RNA of Nicotiana attenuata, 1335 nucleotides long. RefSeq names its product B-box zinc finger protein 20. Gene Ontology annotation, molecular function: zinc ion binding. Lineage: Eukaryota; Viridiplantae; Streptophyta; Magnoliopsida; Solanales; Solanaceae. The transcript has 3 exons. Gene Ontology annotation, biological process: regulation of DNA-templated transcription; photomorphogenesis. Gene Ontology annotation, cellular component: nucleus. The record is from RefSeq and is a predicted model, not a curated record. Bases 274 to 849 code for a protein of 191 amino acids.
ACUUGUUUCCUUUCUUUUGUCUUUACAUUUAUUUGGACAGAAGCCAUGGCUUCUUUUCCAGAGCUUUCUCUUAUUAAUCAGUCAGUAAAAGAUUUAAAGAGUUUCUGAACUCCUCAGACAUUAGCUGUGAGCCCCCCCUCCAACCCCUUUCUGCCCAUAAACUUUUGUCUCUUUCCCAUAUUUACUGCAUUAAUAUUUUUACUAUAUAUAUACAUAUAUCUGUUUAAGGGAAACCAUACAAAGAAAACAGAGAGAGAAAAAAAAGAAAAAGAAAUGAAGAUUCAAUGUGAAAUUUGUGAUAAAGAAGAGGCAUCAAUUUAUUGUUCAGCAGAUGAAGCUACUCUUUGUCAACGUUGUGAUUAUCAAGUUCACCAUGCUAACAAGCUUGCUAGCAAACAUCUUCGUUUUUCUUUAAUUCAUCCUUCUUUCAAAGACUCUCCUCGUUGUGACAUCUGUCAGGAGAGACGAGCAUUACUCUUUUGUAAAGAAGACAGAGCAAUCCUUUGCAAAGAAUGUGACUUGCAUAUACACAAAGCAAAUGAACAUACCAAGAAACACAACAGGUUUCUUUUAACUGGAGUGCAGCUCUCUUCUGCUGUUGCUUCUUACAACCAAACUUCAUCAUCUUCAUCCCCUACUGGAUCUGCUGCAAGUAAUGCUGAAAAUUACAUAUCGUGUACUAGUAGUUCUGGGAUAUUGAAGGGUAAUUCAACUGUAGAAUCAACGCCUAAUUUUCAAGAGGGUUCAGUUUCAACUAGUAGUAUAUCGGAGUAUUUGAUUGAAACUCUUCCUGGUUGGCAUGUUGAAGAUUUUCUUGAAUAUCCCUGUUCUUCUCACUAUGAGUUUUGAUCAGAAACGGCCUGCUGUUUAGUUUAUUUCCACUACAAGAAGUGGAGGUACCUCAACAUCAAAUUCAGCCUCUAGAAUACAAUGUGUUGAAAGCAAGCAGGAACACAAAUGGAAUUCCUGUUCCUCAGAUCAACCCUCCAUUCUGCCAAGCAACUAAGGGUGACUUGAUAAUACUAAAGGGCAUAAAUCUUUGGAGAAAUAAGAAAAACAGAGCUAUACAAGCCAUCAGACCUUUCUUUUGGUUGCUAAUUUUGAUCUUUCACUUGGUUUUUGGACAUGUUAUAAGCGCAAGCUCCACUGUUUUUGCAAGUCAAAUCACUUGGACUUGUUAGAAUCUGUCAAUCAGACUUGGAAUGGGUUUUCAAACCAGAUCUGGUGUAAUCUUUUUUCUUUUUGAGGAGCCAAUCUUUUUGUAAUGCUAGUGGGAUGGUCUUGUGCCUGUUACCUGCUAUGAUUAUUGAAUAUGGAGAUCUUAUUUAUUUCUCA